AUGGGCACUGUACGCCUGGGACUGGAGAUCCCAUCAGCACACGAUACCUACUAUGAUCACAAUGGAGACAGCUUUUCAGAACCCAUCUCUGGCUCUGUACGACUCACAGCACAGAUGGAGGCAGAGCUGCAUGGACUAGCUGAUGUACAAGUGUCUCUGGUUCUUGUGCUAUCUACCACAACGCAAGAUGAAAUCCAACGAAAACAGCAACUCUCAAAUCGCAUUUACCGUCUUCUUUCUUUAAACGCACCGUUGAACACCGUUCAGCCUACCCAAAGCGCCUCAAAUCUGGAGCAACUGACGCUAUGUCUCCCGACCGUUUUAGCCGACAGCCGUGUCGGCUACUCACCCGAGGAAGGAACUGUCUAUAAGAUCCCCUUCUUCCUACCCGUUCCCACCAACAUCCCACCAACAACGGCUACAGAGCUAGGCAGCACAACACUCUGGAUAGUUGCUUCGGCGAAGACAGCGGAUGGGGAUGUUAUUACUACCAGACAGGAGAUCCAGGUCAUUCGUCGAAUCGUUCCAGGGGGCGAUCCCAUUCACCACACUCGCACAUACCAAACCUCGAAUGUCAUCAACGAAGUGACUCUCACGCAAAAUGCCGAGACAAGUACUCGAUCGAAGCUUCCACUGACAGCCAAAAUAUAUCUCCGCCGGCCAGCUCGGCCUACUAACCGCUCGACGGAAUUCAAGUGUGUGGCCGUCCGUGGUCUGCAAUGGCGCGUUGAGGAAACCACCAGGGUGUUCACAAGAUACAAAGGCUCUCAAACAUCACCAGAGAACGGACUCUCCGAAUGCGAACCAAUUGAAGAGGCAUCAUACACGAGUGAACUAUUCCACGGGGCUGAGAGUGGUUACUGGGGGACAGCGGACAAUCCAAUGAUGAAGAACCAACCAAUACGAGAGAAGGAUUCGGCCAUCGAAAUACCGUUUGAAACCACAAUACCUCGAGCCCUGGCUCUAGCAGCGGAAGUCAACCUUGGGUGUUACGAAUCAAAUCCCCGACCGAUCAAUGAUUCCACGGCAUAUUCCCAAUCACAAGACUCGUCGUCAACGUUGGGGGAACGAAUAAUGACGGUGGAACACCGACUCCGACUUGACGUUAUUACGAGCGAGGACACAUUUGGCGCCCAGGAUAAAAAUCUUGUCGAUCGCAAACUGCUCGGGACUGCACGCGACACAUCGUUCCCGAUUUUUAUCGUCGAUAAGGCGCCCGUUGGUUGUGGAGCCGUUCUUUUACAGGCUACGCCCCCGUGUUAUGCGGAACUUCCGGCUUCGCCGCCCCGUUACAAGCCGGAUGUUUGA
Molecule: messenger RNA, 1308 nt
Organism: Penicillium brevicompactum
Lineage: Eukaryota; Fungi; Ascomycota; Eurotiomycetes; Eurotiales; Aspergillaceae
Exons: 1
Coding region: 1-1308 (435 amino acids)
Source: RefSeq, a predicted model, not a curated record